Dermatophagoides farinae (American house dust mite) is the source of this 1230-nucleotide messenger RNA. The record is from RefSeq and is a predicted model, not a curated record. NCBI's taxonomy places the organism in Eukaryota, Metazoa, Arthropoda, Arachnida, Sarcoptiformes, Pyroglyphidae.
UUCUCUAUAUAUGAACAAAAUUCAAUUUUGUAAUUUUCAGAAAUACGAAACGACGAAAUAAUUUUUGAUGAAGAAAUUUACACCAAUAUUUUGGCAACCAUCAACAAGAAGAAAUCAAACCAAAUUAUCUUUCGAACGUGUCUAUCUACUUACAUUCUGAAUUUAUCCAACACUAUCAUCAUCAUCAUCAUUGAAUUUCGAAUCUUUAUUUGAUUUUGUUGUUUUGUUUCUUUCUUUCUCUCUCUCUUUUCUCAACACAAAAUAUCAUUUGUAUAAUCAUCAUAUAAACAUACACACUGGAAAUUGACUGCAAAAACCAAUCAUAUCAAAGUUAUUUCAAAACAACAACAACAAAAAAGCAAAGCUUUUAUUUUCCUGACUCCAGGAUGUCUGCAAUUCCAUUUAUCACAUUUAGUACACCGGAUAUUCACCAAAAAAUCCGUGAACAACAACGACGACAACGAUCCGGUGGUCGUGAUGAUCCACCACGUGGUCAAAAAUAUUCACAAUCAAAUCGAACACCAUCAUGUUCACAAUUGAAAGAUAUGAAUGACAAAAUGAAAUCAAAUGCACAAAGCCAAUUUACCGGAGAGAUGUAUAAUUAUAAUCUCAAAUUCAUGAACAGCGUGUGGGGUCUUUACAAUCGUUAUGCACCACAAGCAUUCCAGAAAAAUUUGGAAUUCCGCCGUGAAAUAUAAUGCAUAAUUCCCCAUAAAACGAAGCCAUUCUUUGUUUGUAUCAUCGAUCCAAAUGCCCGUUGUCCAUUCAACCACAAACUAUUGAUUAAUUCAAAUUGCAUGGCAAUUUAAAUAGAGUACCAUUGUUUCCUGCUGUUUAUUCUCAUUAGUUUCUAUAGUGAAAGAAAGCAAAAAAAAAAAAUGAAAAUAAUCACAAUCCAAAUCCAGAUCAAUAAUGAAACAUUUUCGAAUCUCAUUAUUUUUCUGUUGCAAUAAAUGUUUAGAUGAUCAAAAAAAAUAUGAUAAUAAUUGGACAACGGCUAUAACGAAGAUGGCUUCAUUCCUGAGAACGCAUCCACAAGUUUCACCAAUUUAUCUUCACUGUGUGGACAACGUAUGCGUUUCCAGUGAAAUAUGCAUGCAAUUCAUUCAUAUAUUUUAAUUUUUUUUUUCAUUUUUUAGUUGUCUAUAGUAAUAAUUGUAGUAGUAGAAAAAAAAUAUUGAAUUAUAUCAUGAAAUCAAAUAAAAUCAGAAUGAUUUUUUUUAUGUUUAA